Amblyraja radiata (thorny skate) is the source of this 683-nucleotide messenger RNA. Its product is annotated as GRB10-interacting GYF protein 2-like. The coding region runs from base 1 to 630 and encodes 209 amino acids. The transcript is spliced from 2 exons. The record is from RefSeq and is a predicted model, not a curated record. Lineage: Eukaryota; Metazoa; Chordata; Chondrichthyes; Rajiformes; Rajidae.
AUGGCGCGACAGCAAGAAGAGAAGACGCGAGAGAUGACGCGACGUCAAGAAGAGAUGAGGCGACGUCAAGAAGAGAUGAGGCGUCAAAAAGAAGAGAUGGUGCAUGAGAUGACGCGACAGCCAGAAGAGAUAGGGCGACAGCAAGAAGAGAUGAAGCGAGAGAUAACGCGACAAGAGGAACAGAUGAUGCGAUGUAGGGAACAACUGGAAUUAGAUACAAAGAUGGCGGUGCCCAAAGCCAGGAAGGACAUACUGGAAAGUGAGGGGUCAAGAUGCAGCUCUAGAUCAUCGAAAACGAUGAGCUCUAUACCGAGAGAGAAAACUGCUCAGAGUGAAUUGGUAGUUGGAUCAAUUCCACAAUCGAGGUCCACUGGAUACCUAGGCUUUGAAAACCCAUUGGAACAGAUGAAGAUGGGUAAAACUUCAUCUCAGCAAAUGAGUGCUAGAUCGAAACCAAUUACUAUUGGAGCGUCUGUGAAUGCUCGAGACAAACCAAUAGCGGGCCAUGCUUUUUCGAGGCCUGGUGCACAGGCUCGAGCAAGCCAGUUUGAAUCACAAAGGCCUGUUUAUGAACAGAUUUUUUUCAAUGUUUUAGAAUUUUUCAGCAACAACCUUGAAUUACAAACCUAACACCCAAAUCACUCAGAAAUUCUGGAAAAAGUGCAAACUUAUUAAACAGUUAU